AUGAUGUGCGAGGUGAUGCCGACCAUCAACGAGGGAGACUCGGCUGGUCCUCCCAGAGGGACCGGUGGCGUCCCGAACGGCUCCGACCAGGAGGGCAACUUCGAGCAGCUGAUGGUCAACAUGCUGGACGAGAGGGACAAGCUCCUGGAGUCCCUCAGGGAGACUCAGGAGACCCUGAUUCAGUCUCAGACCAAGCUGCAGGGGGCGCUGCAUGAGAGGGACGUGCUCCAGAGGCAGAUCAACGCUGCCCUGCCUCAGGAGUUUGCCACCCUGACGAAGGAGCUGAACAUAUGCCGGGAGCAGCUGCUGGAGAAAGAGGAGGAAAUAUCAGAGCUGAAAGCCGAAAGAAACAACACCAGACUGCUGUUGGAGCACCUGGAGUGUCUGGUGUCUCGUCACGAACGCAGUCUGAGGAUGACAGUGGUGAAGAGACAGGCACCCCCACCAUCUGGAGUCUCCAGUGAGGUGGAGGUCCUCAAAGCCCUGAAGUCGCUGUUUGAACACCACAAGGCUCUGGAUGAAAAGGUACGUGAGAGGCUUCGUGUGGCUCUGGAGAGGGUGUCCACCCUGGAGGGACAGCUAGCAGCUAACACACAAGAGUUGAACAUGGUGAGACAAAGGAAGGAUGGUGACUCAGUGGAGCGAACAGAUGGAUCUAAACCUACAUGGAAGAGACUGCCCAACGGCUCCAUAGAUGCCCACGAUGAUGGCAGCCGGGUGUCCGAGCUUCAGGAGCUGCUGGAUCGGACCAAUAAGGAGCUGGUCCAGAGCCGUGAGCACUCUGCCACUCUCAACGACCGCCUGGCCGACCUCGAGGCAGAGCUUGCAAAUGCACGCAGAGAACUGAGCCGCAGCGAGGAGCUGUCAAUCAAACAACAGCGGGAACAGAGAGAGGUGAGAGCACAGAGAGAGGAUAUGGAGGAGAGGAUAACAACGUUAGAGAAACGCUACCUGGCUGCUCAGCGGGAGACCACACACAUCCACGACCUCAACGACAAACUGGAGAAUGAAUUGGCCACCAAGGACUCGCUGCACCGACAGAGCGAGGAGAAGGUGCGCCAGCUGCAGGAUAUGCUGGAGAUGGCAGAGCAGAGGCUUGCUCAGACCAUGAGGAAGGCUGAAACACUGCCAGAGGUGGAAGCUGAACUGGCACAGAGAGUAGCCGCACUUUCCAAGGCUGAGGAGCGCCAUGGCAACGUGGAGGAGCGGCUCCGACAGCUGGAGUCACAACUGGAGGAGAAGAACCAAGAGCUAGGAAGGGCUCGUCAGAGAGAGAAAAUGAAUGAGGAGCACAACAAGCGUUUGUCAGACACCGUGGAUCGUCUGCUCACUGAGUCCAAUGAGAGACUGCAGCUCCAUUUGAAGGAACGCAUGGCUGCCCUGGAGGAUAAGAACUCCCUCAUUCAGGACCUCGAGAACUGCCAGAAACAGCUUGAAGAAUUCCACCACACCAGGGAAAGGCUGAUUGGAGAGAUUGAGAAGUUGAGAAACGAGAUCGACCACUUGAAACGUCGCAGUGGUGUGUUUGGAGAUGGAACUCACCCUCGGUCGCACCUGGGCAGCGCCAGCGACCUUCGCUUCUCCGUGGUGGAGGGCCAAGAUGGCCACUACAGCACAACUGUGAUCAGGCGGGCACAGAAGGGCAGAAUGUCAGCGCUACGAGACGACCCCAACAAGGUGUGCGCUGUGUUUGAACAGGACUACCCGUCUCUGCGUGGAAGCGUCAGCCACCUCCUCGGCAGCGACAUCGAGGCAGAGUCAGACCUGGAUGAUGACGUGAGCUCGACCCUUCUCUCCCCCAGCGGCCAAUCUGAUGCUCAGACUCUCGCUCUAAUGCUGCAGGAGCAACUCGACGCCAUCAAUGAAGAGAUAAGGAUGAUCCAGGUGGAGAGAGAGUCAGCAGACCUCCGCUCUGACGAGAUUGAGUCUCGCGUGAACAGCGGCAGCAUGGACGGACUCAACGUGACUCUUCGACCCCGGGCGCUGCCCAACUCCGCCACUGCCCAGUCCCUGGCAUCAUCAUCUUCCCCACCCACCAGUGGCCACUCCACACCUAAACACCACUCACGCAACGCCAGCCACCAUCUAGGCAUCAUGACUCUGCCAAGUGACUUGAGGAAACAUCGCAGGAAAGUAGCAUCUCCGGUGGAAGUGGACAAGGCUACGAUCAAGUGUGAAACAUCGCCUCCCUCGUCCCCCCGCAGUUUACGGCUAGAAACCAAUUUCGCGCAGUUCACAGGCAGUCUAGAGGACGGCCGAGGUAAGCAGAAGAAAGGCAUCAAGUCAUCUAUUGGCCGAUUGUUUGGGAAGAAGGAGAAGGGUCGGUUGGAGCAGACUAGGAACAAAUAAACACCAUUUUGCUGUUUUCCAGACUUUGAGAUGGGCAUUGGUGACACUAUGACUCUGGGAAAACUGGGCACACAGGCUGAGAGGGACCGCAGGAUGAAGAAAAAACACGAGCUUUUGGAAGACGCCAGGAAAAGAGGCCUGCCUUUUGCCCAUUGGGACGGCCCAACUGUUGUUUCGUGGCUAGAGUUGUGGGUGGGUAUGCCAGCGUGGUACGUGGCAGCCUGUCGUGCCAACGUGAAGAGCGGAGCCAUCAUGUCGGCUCUGUCGGACACGGAGAUUCAGAGGGAGAUCGGCAUCAGCAACCCUCUGCACCGACUCAAACUCCGCUUGGCCAUCCAGGAGAUGGUGUCCCUCACCAGCCCGUCUGCACCACUUACCUCCAGAACGUGCCACAUAUAGCUACAAACUCUGGCGUAUGGCGACAUGAAUCAUGAGUGGAUAGGGAACGAGUGGCUGCCCAGCCUCGGCCUGCCUCAGUACCGCUCAUACUUCAUGGAAUGUCUGGUGGACGCACGCAUGCUGGACCACCUGACCAAGAAGGACCUGAGGAGCCACCUCAAGAUGGUGGACAGCUUCCAUAGGGCUAGUCUGCAGUAUGGGAUUAUGUGCUUGAAGAGACUCAAUUAUGACAGGAAAGACCUGGAGCGCCGGAGAGAGGACAGCCAACACGACAUGAAAGAUGUGUUGGUGUGGACCAAUGAGCAGGUGAUCCACUGGGUCCUAUCCAUUGGCUUGAGGGAGUAUAGCGGCAACCUGCUGGAGAGCGGCGUCCACGGGUCGCUCAUCUCUCUGGACGAGACCUUCGACUACAGCAGCCUGGCGCUCAUCCUGCAGAUCCCUAUGCAGAACACACAGGCCCGGCAAGUCCUGGAGAGGGAGUUCAACAACAUUUUAGCCUUGGGGACCGACCGUCGACUAGAGGAGAGUGGGGAUGACAAGUCUUUUCGACGCUCUCCAUCGUGGCGCAAGCGGUUUCGGGCACGCGAGGGAGGGGUGGGGCUCGGCAUGAUGGCGGGCUCCAUGGAAACGCUGCCUGCCGGCUUCCGCAUGCCCUCCAUGUCCAUGCCGCCCUCUGUGAAUUUGAUGCCCAAGAAGCAGCUCCAGCCUGAAGCUCCUUCCCCGGCGUCCCCGAGACUCGAUCCCUCGGCCGUGCGGACCUACUCAUGCUAACUUCUCUCUGCUUACUAACGGGAGCGCUAAUGCUAACAGUGCAUUCUCAUUACCUAUACGGACACAUGCUUGCGGCCUUUUGAGAG
Molecule: messenger RNA, 3605 nt
Organism: Anoplopoma fimbria (sablefish)
Lineage: Eukaryota; Metazoa; Chordata; Actinopteri; Perciformes; Anoplopomatidae
Gene: ppfia4
Product: PTPRF interacting protein alpha 4
Exons: 29
Biological process (GO): synapse organization
Cellular component (GO): presynaptic active zone
Molecular function (GO): protein binding
Source: RefSeq, a predicted model, not a curated record